CGAUUGAGUGGUAUACAUUGCAACGUCUCAUCUAUACGAGCAAUUCCGACAAACUUGGACCAGUUGAGUCAGCCAGUAGUAAGGUUCUAGUUCUCGAGUCGACGCAUCCCCCAACGAACCGAAUCGGUGUUACAGUGUGAAGCUCGACAUAAUACAGUAUCGCUGAAAAAUUGAUUAAGAAAAGCUCGAAUUUCUUCCGUAUGAGUGAGAUCUUGGCACAGUUUGACGAAUGAUUGUAUUCGAGUUGAGUCUGCAGGUCGAAGCUCGGUGAAUUGAAAAACUUGGAAGCAACUUGUGUUCAGAAGAAAGUGAAAUAGGUUUCAGGUACCAGUGCAAAGAGGUACCUACGUUACCUAAAGAAGACUCGGAGGAACUAUGAAGACGGAUCAAUCGACCGAUCCAUCAACGAGACAGUCGGCAUCAUCUUCGAUCGAGCAUCGUCUCCGUAGCCCAAAAUGUGCGCGGUGCAGAAAUCACGGGGUGAUUUCCGGUUUGAAAGGUCAUAAAAGAUCCUGCGCAUGGAAGGACUGUCGUUGUCCCUGCUGCCUUUUGGUAGUCGAACGACAACGGGUUAUGGCAGCCCAAGUUGCCCUCCGUCGGCAGCAACAGGCACACGGAAACGGCUACAACAACGACCAUGGACGGCUCCCCGUACCCGGGAAAUUGGCAAACGAGGGACAAAUCCAUAAUAUUGGUGAUCAGCAGCGUGCCGCUGCAGCUUAUCAGCGAAGACUGCGCAAUCUGCAGCAUCAUCUGCACUUCACCCAGACGCAGAUCAGCGUCACUCAAAAUUUGAGCUUGAACACCUUGCCUGGGAGCGGAGGACUUCAGUCCGCAGUAAUGCCAGCACCCCGGAUAUUGGGUGCCUUAUCGCCGAGUGAUCGACAACGGAAAAGACGGACGUUUGCUGACGAGAGUUUAGACUUCCAAUCAUUGUACCCGGCGUACCAAACCGCUGCCCCUUGGUACACGUCUUCGAAUGAGGCUCAAACAUCCAAAACAAGACUCAGUGGCUUUAUAUUUGCAGCCACUAGUCCGCGGGAAAAUUUAAACCCGUCCGGUAAACAUGGAACGUCAUACGUCGUCUCAGCACCACCGAUUUUUGAAAAGAAACCGGUGAUAUCUUUCAGCGUUGAAUCAAUUAUCGGAACAAAAUGACCCCCUUCGUUUUAUACUCAUUUUUCUGUACAUAUUCUCCUACGAUCAUCGACAACACAUAUUCGUAACAUCAUUUGCACUACUUAAUAAUUGAAGCAAUUAUACAGUACACGAUUUACUAACUUUGAAAACUAUCUACAACGUUUAAAAGUACGUAAGACAUUAUAUUCUUUCAGUAACUACGUAGUUAAUAUCAUUUUGAUAAUCUAACAAUAUGUGUACACAAUGUAACAAGCGGAGCGAGUUUUACCAAAUAUAAUCAUGCUCAAAAA
Molecule: messenger RNA, 1430 nt
Organism: Neodiprion fabricii
Lineage: Eukaryota; Metazoa; Arthropoda; Insecta; Hymenoptera; Diprionidae
Product: doublesex- and mab-3-related transcription factor 2-like
Exons: 2
Coding region: 376-1158 (260 amino acids)
Biological process (GO): regulation of transcription by RNA polymerase II; sex differentiation
Cellular component (GO): nucleus
Molecular function (GO): DNA-binding transcription factor activity, RNA polymerase II-specific; RNA polymerase II cis-regulatory region sequence-specific DNA binding
Source: RefSeq, a predicted model, not a curated record